AAAUGUCUAAUUAUAGCGCCCACAAUUAUUCCUAGGGUUCCGGUUUCGAAAUACUGAAGGGGGAAAUUUUGCGGAGAAAAACAAUUAACUUCAAUGGUGUGCGAGAAGUGCCAGAAGAAGCUAUCGAAGGUGAUCGUGCCCGAUAAGUGGAAGGAAGGCGCCAGCAACACCAACGAAAGCGGUGGCCGGAAAAUAAACGAAAAUAAACUCCUAUCCAAAAAAAACAGAUGGACUCCUUAUGGAAACACCAAGUGUAUCAUUUGCAAGCAGCAAGUACAUCAAGAUGCCAAGUACUGUCACACUUGUGCUUAUUCGAAAGGUGUAUGUGCAAUGUGCGGUAAGCAAGUGCUCGACACGAAGCUUUACAAGCAGAGCAACGUAUAAAUCAAAGGGAAUAUAAGGUCUUCAAGUAAAUUUCAUAACUACUAUUUGUCAUCGUUAACUCACCAACUUGAUCAAAGAGGUUGUAUAAUCAAAAUGUUAAUGUUUGCUCUGCAUAUUUUUUUUUCCCUGAUCACCUAGCUAAUCCUUCAGUUGGAUUCUCUAUGAUACCAUUUCAUUGCAUGAUUGUACAAUUGGUAAAUUAUACUUUCAUUGAAUGGUUAUUUCAAGUCA
Messenger RNA from Hibiscus syriacus, 615 nucleotides. Its product is annotated as cysteine-rich PDZ-binding protein-like. Gene Ontology annotation, molecular function: microtubule binding. The record is from RefSeq and is a predicted model, not a curated record. Bases 94 to 384 code for a protein of 96 amino acids. The transcript is spliced from 4 exons. Gene Ontology annotation, biological process: cytoplasmic microtubule organization. NCBI's taxonomy places the organism in Eukaryota, Viridiplantae, Streptophyta, Magnoliopsida, Malvales, Malvaceae.